AUUGACGAAUUUCCAAUUGCUCUCCGCCACGCUUUUGUUCACAUGUGGGACAAUCAAGUCGCUCCUACACCAGGCUUUUAUAAAUGGGACGACUCACCUCUAGUUCGCAACAUGUUUCUAAGUAAAGAGGGUGGAAAGACAAAAUAUAUUCCAACCAGUAAAUCAUAUCAUGAGUGGGACUGCACAGCGCUGUUUGAAGCCACUCUCUAUGCUCAGAGCUUUGCCGUGCCGGACGGAAGUGGCUGGUUUUCUACUUUAGACAAAGUGUACGUGAAGCCUCGUCGUUUACCAAGUGGAACAUUUCACCCUGUCAUUUCAAGCCCUUGUGGAAACCAGGCCGAGACGUUUGCGUUAGCACUGGAUCAGCUUCGUCUGCUACGCAACACACUCUGCCACCAGACAAGCACCCAAAAGAUUGACAGGACAACUUUUGAUCAUUAUAUACAGCUGGGAAAAGAUGCAUUUGCUGCACUAGGACAGGACACAACGAGGAUUGAUGAGAUCGGAAAGCUUGAAGAAGAAGACUUUCCUACUGCUAGGCUUCAAAAGCUGAAAGAAGAGUUGAAGAGAGAAAAGGACGUGGACAUCAAGUUUAAGCAAAUGAGCGAUCACCUCAACCAAAUCCAAUCUCAAAUGAAAACUCAUGUGCAGAAGAAAGUGGAAGAAGUCAGGUCAGACGUAAAAACAGAAGUAACAUUUGUGCAGAAGAAAGUGGAAGAGUUUGAGAGAAAAUUGCAAAAUGUCGAAUCGGACGUGACAAUUGCAACAUCAGAGCUGUCAAAAAUGAAGGUAAACGCCAACGACGUAAAACAAGAAGCGCUGUCCGGAUUGACAAAUGGUAAGUCAAGUAAUCACUUACCCGUCUCUCACCAGCCCCAGCCCCUCCCCCCACCCGGCGGUUUUCGCGCAACUUUUCUAUAUGUGCUUUCCCUACUAUCAUGGAGACUGGAACAGGCUAAGUAAUCAAUGUCUGUUUUCACGCAAAAGGCCUAUCUUUCUUGGGUAGGAAACUGUCCCACUCGUUUUGUAUAUGCUGACUUGUCAAAGGGUAUUCCUUUCAAGUGAAAAAAGAACAGUAGUACUAAAAGGGACACAUUCAGCUGAUGCACAUGCGCAUUAGAUACCAUUUCUUAGCUGAUUUGCAUAUCUCAAAAUACGCGAUCCAUACUUUAAAAUACUCAGGAACAGGUUUUCAGUAAAGGAUUGAAGAUCGAAUGAAACACUGGGCAAGAUAAAGGAGAUCUCUAGAUGUAUUGAACGCGUACUUUGAUUUUCAAAGUGGCCAAACUAGUGUCCAGGUCAACGCGGUCCCAAAGCUGUGAGUCUCUUUAAAAAGCAUGACGAAACAAAGAUCAAACAAUAGCACAAAAUGCCUUCCCUAGUUUGGCUGAUUCAGUGUUGACACUCUGCACAUUGCUAACAUACCAAAACUGAGGAGAAAGUGCCGCCUUUGUGAGGAAAUCUGCAAACGGUCAGUAUGCUUUCUAGACUUCUCAGAUGAGGACGAUAAAGCGUAGGCCCCAUCUCACGACCAUUGCUCAUAAUAACGUCCCAUGAGACGUUAAAAAACACAUAUGCACAAUCCUCGUCUCUGGGUUCAUCUUUAACUAACACUCAUAUUAGGGGGUAUUCAUAACUCCUUACUUCGGUAUCAAGUAAAGUCCCCCAACCAGUGUUAAAUUAUCUCUGAAAGGCUAAGUGGAAAAUCAGUUGGAGUGGACUGCACUGCACUGGAAUGGAACAGAUUUAUUUGAGUUUUUAUUUGACUUGAAUUAGAUCGGUCAAAUAUUUAAUGUACAUUUUUAAGGUUUUGCCUGAAUAGUGGUAUGAAGUCGUUCAGGUCACUUUUCCACGCGAUCCUGGUUCCGAGUUUUCCCGAACGAGUUUGCUUAGACCGAUUUUGUUCGAGACAUGAUCGGGAAAUGAGCGGAAAACGGUGGGGGAAAUAUUUCGGACAUGUUCAGGCAGUGGUCGGAAAUGAUCGGAAAUGGUCGGCAAUGGUCAUUUGCUAUGGGAGUGUAAAAACUGUCUAAAAUUCAUUAUUUCAUGUAGAUGAGACGAUAAUUAAUCAACCCUAGACCUCUUGAAGCCACCUUAAGGUGAUGUUACACGAGACGAUUUGUAACGACAAUAUUUAGUGCAAUACAGUGUUGUAAAUAAUGUUGGGGCAAUGUUGCAGCUAUUUGAAACAAUGUCGCAACAACGUUGUUAUGCUUUGUUGCGUUAAAAGUCGUCGUUGCGAAUCGUCCAAUGUAAGUUGAAUGGUACGCAUGCGGACAUGACGAGUUAAAUAGAUACCCACUUGCCCUUGUAUAAGUAGACGGGAGGUAAGUCGUCUCCCUCAUGCGAACAUUUUUUUUAAGAAUAUAAAAGCCAGGAAGCUGGGCCAUUUAUUGUCAAGUCAAUCACCCUUUACAAGACUACAAAAUCUAAGCACUAUUUACAAAUCGAGUACAAGAGAACUAACACACAAAAACACACAAAAAUAUAUCUAUCCUUUUCAAAAUCUCAGCCUCGGCUUUAUUCUUAAAAUAUUCUUAAAAUUUCGCAAAUUUCAGCCUCGAUAUUCUUAUAAAAUAUAUUCUUAUAUAAAAAAAGAGUGUAACAAAAUCUGAGUACUAGGUACAAAAUUAAGGGGGGAAACUAACAACUGUCCUAUUGCGUACCGUACACAAAAUACUUUCUAAAGCCCAAAAGUUUUCCUGUUCAUUCGUACGCGAUGCAAGGAUGCGAAGCGACACAUCCCUCUUUACAAUAGAACAAUACGUAACUGUGACGUACCCUGUAUUUAGUUUAGGUAAAAGAGAGUUGAUUAGAUGUGGGAGUUCAAUUUCUGUCCACUCAUGCCACCAUUUACAAGAGCAUGGAUGCGCACUACAAUGGAAAGAUUAAUAUAUGAAUUUAGCCAAGGCUAAAAGCAAAGCGUCCAUUUAUAUACUUUUAAUUACUUUUUAAAAGGAGGUGCGAAUUUUGCAGUCUUUCGUUUUUUACUUAUUCGUUUUAGUGUAUUCAUCGCCGACAAAGAAUCUACUUUUAUAGAUCGAUUUGUUUCGUUUAACUCUGUCCGAAAAGUUGCACAAAUAUACAGUGCGUGCAUGUUAGGGAAGUUUUCGCCAAGCGCGUGCUAUUUCCACUCGACCAAAGCAAUAAAUUAUAUCAGUGUCGGUGCCUUAAAGGGACAGUGUCCCGAUUAUGUGUACGCGCAAGCGUCAUCUAUUUUUCCUUCAAAAGACAAUAGAACUGUCAUAUUGACCCGACAAGAUUUCCUUCCGGACCGCACCGCCGACGGUGAUUUGUUGUUUACAUUCUCAAGUAACAUUUUAGACUUUCGAAGAAGUCUUUCGUAUGUAAAUUUGGCUAGCGGCACGAAGACUCAUCGCGAUUUUAUCGCUAGCAGGGCCGCCUCGCUACCCGAAAUUCUCGUUCCGCUCGCUUUAAGGACAGCUUUUCUAAAGUGAAACUCGUGUCGGAGGUAAAUUGUUCCAAGCCCAGUAAUAUUUGCCUGAUUUGCUCGCGUUCUAGCGUCAAAAGUUUGAAAAUAAAUAAAUAAGCAAUCUCAACGCUAUGAAUCAUCACAAAGGUUAAGCGACUUUGCAGAAAAACUUUUUUGGGUACUUGUUUUGACAAGAUGUUAAAAUGCACAUGAGUACUAUCCAAUCUUCCCCCACAAGUUCGCGACUUUGUAGAAAAACGUCUUUUGUGCGUGACUGAACAAGAUUUUGAAAUGCGCAUGCGUUCUAUCCAAUCUUGAAAACAAAAUUAAGUUAACGCCUCUUGAGAAGAAAUUUUUUAAGCCUUUGUUAAAAGAGGCGAAGGAGGAAGAUUUAGUUAUCUUAGCAUUCAGAGAGUUGUAAAACUUUGGACCUUGAAAGUAAACGGAAAACUGCCUUGUAUUGGUUCUGCAUAGCGGUAAACGAGAAGAUUGAGCCCUCCUAGUAUUAUAAUUAUGUAUUUGGUUGUUCAUUUAAAAAAGUAUUGAAUUUUGAAGGGAAUGUAGAAUUCUUAAAUGAAAACAUAAAAAGGCCAAAUUGAAACAAGUGGAUUUAUUGACAUUUCAAGAGCUUUUGCUCCUUAAAGAUCGGGUCAGUAUGGGCAUCGUACCUAGAUUUGCUUACUAUUCUUUGAGUGCGCUUCUGUAAAAUAAUUCCACUCUCACAUGCCAGCAACUCUCUUUUACCUAGGCUACAGGGCUCUUAUAUAUCUUUCUAUUGUAAUGCGCAUGCGUAUCCUUGAAAAUAUUCACAUGAGGGAACAAAACUUCCACUCCCACAUGUAUGCGAAUUGACUUUCGUUUACUAAUAAAUUGCAAAUCCACUGUAGUGCGCAUGAGUGGACAGAUAUUUUUGGAGAGUCUAGCCCCUGUUUUAGCUAUGAGCCUAAAGCACCGGAACCUUUGUGAAGAAGCGAAGCUUUUAACAAGAAGCUCAGUAACAGACAACAGAAGCACCGCAGCCAAGGUACAGAAGCUCAGCAGCGUAGCCUCGUUUCAUCGUACUGUUUUCUUCGGGGCACCGUUGGCUUUUCUUCGUUUCGUCGCUAUGGGCUUAUGUCGUCGUUGCGUCAUUUUUAUGUCUUCGUAUCGUCGGGUCUUCCUUUCGUCGACUGCGCUACGUACUUGGGUAGGUACUUGAUGUAUGGGGACAUACAUUGUACCGACUCAGUCCUUGCAUAAAUAUAAACCUUCCCUUUUUUGCUUGGUACCUUGUUACUCUGUCACCCUGUUACCUUAAUUGUUACCUUAUUGCUCUGUUAUCUUGUUACCUUGUUACUCUGUUACCUUAUUGCUCUGUCCCCUUGUUACUCUGUCCCUUUGUUACCCUCCUCCCUUGUUCUCUUGUUACUCUUUUGUCAUUUUUUUAAUUUUAGUUUACUUUUGCAUGACAAAUCACAAUUUUUUCCCCGUAUAGACGCGGUUUUUUUGGGGGGGGAGUAAGGUCGUGGUUUAAUGGUUUACAUUACAAAUCGGUUUUCGUUCAGAGUAAUUGUUAGCAAUCAGCUUUCGUCGGUAAAUUUUUCCUCUUAUGGGUUCUUGUUGACGGAAAUCAAACAAAAGGUUCCCUUUUUUUGAGAACAGCGCUUGGUAGCAUGAAUAGAUUGUGCUAGUAAAUCCAACAGAAGUUGCUUGACAAUACACCCAAAAGUUGCUCUAAAGUUGCUAAAAAAUUUAAAAGUUGUCACCCAAAUUUAGAAAAGUUGCUUACUUUUGAGAGUCAUUUUGUUCCAGAUUACUACUCAAAACAUGACGUUGUAUGUGUAAUUUAACAUCAUUUGUUGUGAUCAAUAUAAUCUUUAAGCUGAACGUAACUAAUAAUAGAAAGUAUUUUCUAAUGACGUUUCUAAUGAGUAAACGUCAUGUUUGCUAUAGACAUCGUUGUGCUGACUAUACACUUUAGACAGUGAUCAAGUUUACAACUUUAAAGUUUCCAGCCUCUUUGCAUUGUUGUAUCUUAUCAUAACUGAAGCCUCAAGGUAGUCCUCUAGGCCAUUGUCUUGUUGAUCGUUAAACUUCUAGAAAUUGAAGCUCUUAAAGGACUACUAAGAGUUGCCCCAGCCGCUAAGGUAGCCUCAGUCGGGUCAAUACCUGUAUUAUUUUCAUUUUCCUCGUCAGACAUUUCAGCUUGUAAUUGUCGGAUCCCUCGCACUGCAGCAAAUACCAAGAUGGCGGGCGGGCAGCUCUAUUGUUGGAGCGAAUAACCGCUGGAUGUAAGCGCCUGUUAGAUAGAUAGCUGCUGUCCAGUUCGUGGGCGCACCUGUUAUUUUAUAAAUUAUUUGUAAGAACCUAUGACAUCCUUCAUUUUGGCCAGUUGUAAUAAAAACCUUUUAAUAAAGACCUUUUAGAUGGUUUGGUCAGUUUUUAAAACUAUUUGUUGACUCAAAAGCUGCCAAGGAAGGCAAAAGUUGCUCUAGGUUGCUCGCAGUUCAAAAAAGUUGCCGAAAACGCUAAAAGUUGCUCAAUCUAUUUAUGCCUAGCGCUUGGACCAUGACGAAGGCUCUCUGUCUCAAUCCUAUGGCAGCUUAAGCCUGUUAUAGUUUCUUUUGGCUUUCAUACUUUUAUCAUGACUUUCUAAAAAAUCGUAAAUGACAUUCAGAACUUUGCGAAAACGGAAUAUUUUCCGAUAUCUCUCUCUCCGUCACAACUUUUAAAUCUAAGCGAAAUUUCUGGGCAAUAUUUUUACGAUCAGAUAUUUUGCAUAAAACACCGAGUCUUAGGGCGUCCUUGUAAAAUGACUUAACAACGCGGCAGGGUCCUACAACAGGUGUAGCGUUUAAGCGCUUUCAGUCAAUACCACACAAGGCUGAAGUUUAAUUACAUUCGUUUUUCAAUCAUACCUUAUCUGUUAUCGACACAAUCGUUGAAAAUCGCACAACACGAGGAAAUUGAGUUACUAGUAUACUCAGUUCAGUUUUGCAUUGAAUACUAGAUCACUACAAGCCGGUUUCCUCCAUCUACCACUUAAGUGUUCAAAAUUUUUUGUGACUUCGAGAGGUCAGUUGUACAAGCUUGACGUCAGACUUAACUGCCAACCCUCGGCUUUACCUGAUCUCGACGACACAACAAGUAGACAAGAUGACAUGACAAAUCGGCAAAACGACAGAACAAGCCGACAAGACGACAUAGAAAAUAGGCAUCGAGUUAUGUUUGACCCCGAAUACCGCUCCACAGCACCAGGGUUACCCUCCUUCCUUGUAAACAGGGCCAAGAGUGAAAACGGUGCUUUCAUAUUAGUAUAACUGCAGCUUCUAAAAGAUCGAAUUUUCAACACCUUUUCGGCUGGGAAUGAAUUAUAGUUCAACGAAUUAUCUUUAUAUCAAAGCCUAACUCGACCUGGCUUAUAAAAAUAAAUGUAUUAUAAAUGAAAAUAAUUCUUUAAAAUUUCAACAUCAUUUAGCUAGAGUAUAUUUGCCCUAUCCCAGGGAAACAAGGAAACAGAGUAACAAGGGAACAAGGGAACAGAAUAAUACAGAGUAACAAGAUAACAGAGUAACAAGGUAACAGAGUAACAAGGUAACAGGGUAACAGAGUAACAGGGUAACAAGGUAACAGAGUAACAAGGUAACAGAGUAACAAGGUUACAGAGUAACAAGGUAACAUAGUUACAAGGUAACGGAGUAACAAGGUACAGGGUAACAAGGUAAAAGAGUAACAAUGUUACAAGGUAACAGAGUAACAAGUUAACAAGGUAACAGAGUAACAGGGUAACAGGGUAACAGAGUAACAAGGUAAGAGAGUAACAAGGUAAUAGGGUAACAGAGUAACAGGGUAUCAAGGUAACAGAGUAACAGGGUAACAAGGUAACAAGGUUACAGAGUAACAAGGUAAAAUAGUAACAAGGUAACGGAGUAACAAGGUACAGGGUAACAAGGUAAAAGAGUAACAAUGUUACAAGGUAACAGAGUAACAAGUUAACAAGGUAACAGAGUAACAGGGUAACAGGGUAACAGAGUAACAAGGUAAGAGAGUAACAAGGUAACAGGGUAACAGAGUAACAGGGUAUCAAGGUAACAGAGUAACAGGGUAACAAGGUAACAAGGUUACAGAGUAACAAGGUAACAAGAUAACAGACUAACAAGGUAACAGAGUACAAUAUAUGUUCCAAUACAUCAAGUAUCAAGUACCUGCCCAAGUAUGUAGCUCAGUCGACGAAAGGAAGACCCGACGACACAAAGACAUAAAAAUGAUGCAACGACGACAUAAGCCCAUAGCGACGAAAGGAAGAAAGGCCAGCGGUGUCCCGAAGAAAACAAUACGAUGAAACGAGGGAUGCGGAUUCAUUUUAAAGGUCAAAUGAACCAAAAAAUUGACAUAUUUUCUUUUGUCGCUUUACCUUCACCAAACACUUAAAAGAACCAUCCUAAGUAAGAUUUGGGUAAACAUUUAUCUUCUCAAGCCUUUAUAGAAAGAUAAAAGAUCAAAAUCCGAGGAUUUCCGAAAACUUCACGAAAACGUUUCUGAAAUGGCCGCGUGUUAGACUGGAGACUACGUGACGUCAAUGUUGGUCCUUCAGGGCGGAAAAACGUUCUGCGCAAGCUUUUGCGCAUCCCUUAUCGCCUGCGUUUGUUUGUCUAGUGCUGUGAGAGUUCUGACUGAGACUGAAUGAAAUACACGAGGUGCGAACGUUUGCUCCUUGUAAAGACUUUUUUUUGUUUGUUUUUGUCGUUGUUGUUGUUUUUUCGUCCCUUGAAAAUUACUUUGGAUUCAGAACAACCAAUGUUACAGUAAAAACAGAUCAUCCGUCAGUCUGAGGAGGAAUAAAACGUUUUGAACAUUUCCAGAUAGGUUUGUAUUUUUCUGAUAAUUGUGCAUUCGAUUUGUGAAUUGAUUUUUUGUCCAGUGCUUUGCCUUCUUUCGCCGGACUGAAUUAAAACCCGCUUGUAUUCUGUUAUUAGUAGUUACAGUUAGUCUUUUUAAAUGCCCAGAUUUAUUUACCUUUGCAGAGCCAGCUUUAUCCUUGUCUUAUGUCAAAGAACCGUGAUGCUAACGCUUGCGAGUGAACAAACUUGAGCGCUUAAAACAUCCUCGGAACUUUAGAAGGCCAGCAAGCUUACUCGAGAAGAAAAGACUACUUCGAUCAUUUUUCUGUUGCUCAAGUAAUAGUAGUCAGAGUUUUUUUCCUUUAGUUUUUUCACUUUAAAUUACUUAGUUUUGUUAUCUUUCUGUACGCAAAUUUUCCUUUCUCUCGCUGUGGAGUAACGGAGAACGACAACUGCCGGCAGAGACUCCAAAACAAUCGACUCUUUGCCCGUAAACAAUUGCUGAAGCCGGAUUUGACUGAGGCGAGCAAAACAAAUCCUUAUGUGCAGUUUUCUGUAUUUUCUAAUGAUUCAGUUUGCUGAGUUUAAUUUGCUUGAAUGAAGACCCUCGCAUGGACCAGUUAUUACUAAAAAAAAGUAGCUAAUUUAGCUAAGUUGUCGGAAUCAUGGCUUGGCUGCGACUCUUGCAACUGAUCUUUUUCUUUAAGAUCUUUAGGCAGGUUGUUUCCGUACAGAAAAUUCACUUCUUCUUUGUCAUCAGGUAUAAGAGCCUUAAGCCUUAUGUUUUUUUUAAUGAAAAUUUGUUGUUUUGCAACCUUAUUGAAGCUUUUUUUAGUUCACUUAAGCUAAAUUUUAUGCAUGAUGGAAUUGUUCUUUGCUUUUGUCGCAUCUCUUUGCUAGCUUAAAGUGGCGUCUAUGGUCCUUAAAGUGACCUCAAUAGGUAAUUAAAUCUUAUACAUAAUUGGAAAGAAGUUUUUGCAAUAAUGUAACUUUAACUUUGUUUGAAGGAAAUCUCACUUACGCCUAGGUUUUUUAACAGGUGUUAUGCAUGUUCAACUUGACAACACAAAGCAAAAUUAACCUGCGCGAAACGAUCAAGUUUAGAAAACUAUGGUUGCUUUGAAACCGAUCUUGGGGAAGAUUUACUAGAUAAAGAUUAACUCUUUUUCUGCCCACAUAUCAACGCUAAAACUUCUACAUUGAGGAUUUUGUUUACAUUUUACUGAUCUGCGAAGCUAGAAGUGUCCGAUCGAGCGUAGGUUUUAAAAUAUCAGCUCGAGUGCGACAAAGUUCAGAGACUUCGAACACAUUGUGGGCAAACUUGAAUUUCUUUGGGCAGAUUGUUAUACAAAGAUAUUUCGUUUUUGUGUCCACGGUGGAGCUCCGGACCUUAUAUAUCCAGGAACUUCCUUAUAUGAACACAUUUUGUGAAUGCAUCUUGGAAAAAAUUUGACUUACGCACGCACAUUUCCAGUACAACUCAAGGAAAUUAGUAAAUGUCUUAAAAGUCAGUUUUACUAUGAUGUAUUCUUCGAGAAAAUUAAAUUAUAAGAAGGUUAUAACCACAGCUUGCAACUUUUGAAGACAAAUUGCCUGUUCUUUCCAGAUUUAUGGCCGCACAAACCACUUCUGCGCCAAGUCGACUCGAAAAACUCUGUUUCGAAUUUCCCGCUUUUUUUCACCUGACCAACAUUGACGUCACAAGCUGUUUUUUCCGACAAUUUUUCCGACUGCUCUACGAAGAUAAGGGCCAAAAAACAGCAAUUUUUAAUAGCGAAUAUCUCGGAGAUACUUGCUUCAAUUGAGCUGAAACUUCAUGGUAUGUUUAUUUGGUUCAUAUUAAACACAUUUCACUAGAAUUGAACUAAAAUAAAAAAAUGUCGAAUUUUUGGUUCAUUUGACCUUUAAGAUUAUUAUAAUUACUUUUAAAGCGAUCCAUGGACAAGCUCCGGUAUAUCUACAAGAACUCAUUAGCAAAAGGGAGGAAAAGAGAUACAAUUUAAGAUCGUGUGCAAUGGGAAUCAUGCUUCAAACNAGCAAUUUUUAAUAGCGAAUAUCUCGGAGAUACUUGCUUCAAUUGAGCUGAAACUUCAUGGUAUGUUUAUUUGGUUCAUAUUAAACACAUUUCACUAGAAUUGAACUAAAAUAAAAAAAUGUCGAAUUUUUGGUUCAUUUGACCUUUAAGAUUAUUAUAAUUACUUUUAAAGCGAUCCAUGGACAAGCUCCGGUAUAUCUACAAGAACUCAUUAGCAAAAGGGAGGAAAAGAGAUACAAUUUAAGAUCGUGUGCAAUGGGAAUCAUGCUUCAAACGCCAAGAACUUUAAAUAAAAAGACAUUGGGUGACCGUGCUUUUUUAGCUGCGGCACCUAAACUGUGGGAAGGGGUUACCAUCACAAAUACGAAAUGAGCCCAAUUUUCAUAGGUUUAAAGGUUUACUUAAGACCCAUUUUUUUAGAUUAGCUUUUUAUUAGGAUUUUUUAGGAUUAUGUAUAUAUUAUAUUUUUAUAGGUCCAUUGUUUUUUUAUAUAAUAUUUUUAGUUAUUUUGGAUAACUUAUUAAUGUCGAUAAUUUACUUUCAUGUAUUGCGCAUUUGAUCAUAUUUACACGUAUUUUGCGCAAUAUAAAUAUUAAAUUAUUAUUAUUAUUAUUAUUAUUACGACUCGAAGACAUGGAACCGACGCCACGAAGACAACAGAAAAUGACUCGAAGAACAAUUUUCGAAGCGAAGAAGUGUUUCCAAGGCCACGAAAUCUGAGUAUCGAUUUUGUCCCCGAUCUGACGCCGUAGAUAUUUAUGGGACUUGACUUUCAUCUAUCAAACGGGUAUAUACUUCGUAUCGUAUAUCGUGAGGUAUUCCACCAGGAACUUAAAGUUUUUCAGUACACAAACUUCAGGGAUCCCAGGCUCCUACACAGCAGUCCACAUGGUUGCAAAAUAUAGGGACUUGUAUCCGACUUUGCAAUCGCUGGUUAAAAAAGCGAUUGGAAAAUGACAAAUACCGUCGAUUGCAACUACCCGUGAACGCUCGCGCUCAAAACAUGUUUUCACACGGCGUCAAACGUCUGAGUUUCAGGUGUCAAACUUUGAAGUUUUCCCGCCCAAAUGUGAAGUUCCCUCGGUAGAGUCGGUGUUCUCGUGGUUCACUCUGUUCUCUUGACCGUUCACUGUCAGCGCGGUCAAGAAAUCAGAGAAAAAUCAGCGAAAAUCUUUUCACUGAUAUGGGGAGCCGAAAAAGUAUUGAGGACUUUCUAAGAGAAGUGGAUGAAGAUUUAUUAAUAUAUGCUGGUGAAUUACGAAACAAUGGUUUUACGUCAACAGCGACCGCAAAGUAUCUAACAGAAAACGAUCUAGCGGGAAUCCCUGAAGGACAUAAGACUUAUCUUAAAUAUGGUUAGCCGUCUGAGAACGCCCGUACGUGAAAGACCGCAAACUAAGUUCCCCUCAUCCUCAGAGAAAAGUCCAGCUUCUAAAUCUCCAGCGAGGAAAAAAAACUGUCCUUAGUGUUGGCGAGGCAAGUGUUGGACAAGAAGCACAGUGUGGUCACAACGUGAAGCCAGCGUCUCGCGCCCAACGAUAAGACGAAAAUUACUGUUCCCUGGAUAAAGAUUCAUCCGAGAAAAACGUUGCGCUGUGGAGGAAAAACUUGCCGACGCAACUGAAAAACGAAAAGUCCUAGAAGAUCGUUACCGAAGAAUAAAAGAGGCUUCUUCCGAAAAUAACCUUACCGGCCAACGAUGCAGUAAUUGCCAUUACCGAAAUCUUACUGUUCAAAGUUGUCAGAUGGAAAAGUGCGAGUCAGUAUUUUUCUGUGGCGAAAUAACGCGAUAUCCUGACGAAAAGAUGAAGCUCCAAGAGCAGAAGAACAAAAUAAAAGCAUUAGAAACAUCAGCAACUAAACUUGAACAAGAACUGAGGUCUAGGGAAGCAGCUUUUGAUAGAGUGCAGGGGUCUGUAAACAAACAACUAGAAAACAUGCUACUCAAAGAAUACCCUGAAGAAUAUGUCCAAAACAGUGCAAGAAAUUGGCUGAAAAUUCAACAGGACAUUGCGUUUGUGAAGAAAUCAUUAAACGGCAGUGGACCGCCUCGACGAGAAAUUGUGAAAUCUCUCCUUGAGAGAAAAAAGUCCGCUGAGAACGACAAACGCCUUGGACUUAAAAGUCUUCCAAAAGGUGGCGCCGCCGCGAACAGCUCAACUGCUGAUUGCUCGCAAACCAGAGUCCGGCUCGAAAGCUACGGUGUAACUUUCCCUGAUCGGCGAAACUUUACUAGCUCAACCAGUUUCUGCUUGUCGCCAAGUACAGCAGAGGAAGAGGAAUAACAGCUUUGCAUGGCUAAAAAGUUGUCUCUUGGUUCCAUACCAUUUGAUAAUGGCGAUAACACUGAACAAACUAAGGAAGUGGCCAAUAUUUUGCUGUCCUUCAAGUUUUCAAAGGAAUGAAUGAAACUUUGACUUUGUCUACGGUAUUUAAAGUAGCCUGUGUGCUCGAUUAACCGUUAAUAACUUUACUGUUAUUGUAAGAUCAUAACUAGUUUCUGCCAUGUCGACAUCCUUUUUCUCUUGUCGUUUAAGCAGUAAAAUGUUAGGAUCUUUUGAAACAGAAAGUUCAUUUUUUGUCGAAAUUGCACAUCGAUUGUCGUUUUUGCAUGUGUACGUUUAUGCGGAAACUUAGCAAUUGCCGUUUUCUCAGAUAAGUUGAUUUCAAUAAUACAUAGAACAAACUAAGGAAGCGGACAAUAUUUUGCUGUCCUUCAAGUCUUCAAAGACUUCAAAGGAGUGAAUGAAACUUUGACUUUUUUAGCUUUGUGCACGGUAUUUUACGUGGCCUGCGUGCUCUAUUUUACCGUAAAUAAUUUUACUGCCACAGCUAGUUUCUGACUUGUUGACAUCCGUUAUUCCUCGUUUAAGCAGUAUUAGGAUGUUUUGUAACAGAAAAAUCAUUUGUUUUCGAAAUUGCACAUCGAUUGUCGUUUUUUUCUCAUGUGUACGUUUAUGCAUGCACAAACCUAUCAACUGAUCAAUUAAACUCGCCGUUUUGUCCGAUAAAUUCAAUAAAUCGAAACGAACUUUAAGAAAAUAUUGACUUUUUAUUAUAGUUUAAUAUUUGAUGGGGUAUUAUUCUGUGCUUGUAGUGUGUUCACACCAUACUAUUUCAUGCAAGGGAAUGCACACAUCGAGCGUCCUCUAAGAACCGGACUUUGUAAGAAUCCUGUAACUAAAAAACUCUUGACAAAUACAUUCGGAAUUGUGUUAGUAACAGGCCUUUUUCUUUUGGCUUUUCGCAUUACAUAUUGUGAUAAUAACAGAGCAAAAUUUAGCGGAAAAUAAAACCGCCGAAACAUUAUAAGUUUUAUUUUUAGUAAACAAAUUUAUAGCCGAGUUUCAAACAAUUAAGUACAGUCUUUGGCAACAACAUUUCUGGGUCAGAUGACUACAAUACUUUACUCUAUUUCUCACUCGUCCAUGGCAAUAAUAAUAUUACUGUAUUUGUUCGAAAUUACAGUUCCGUCUCUCAAGAAAAAUAUCCUACAUGCUUGUAGUAGCCGUACAUGUCGGCCGCUGUUACAUCCCCGAUCGCUCUCAACACUGCGUAUUCCAGGUUAUUCCACUUACACUAGUUCCUGGUAUCUGUACUUCAACAAAUAUUUCAGCUUCGAAAAUACCUCCUCAACAGGAUUCAGAUCUGGUGAAUACACUGGGAGGAAAUGAGCUCCAUUCCCAAAUCAUUUAGGAAGCUUCGCAGAGCUCUUUCCGCUUCGCCAUGAUUCGCGGCUAGAUUGUCCACCACAACAAUGUCGCCAACUUCGAGAAUUGGUCUUUGCGUUAUUGCAUCAACUAUUUGGGAAGCCUCAUUAAAGAAUCGUAAAAACUGUACAGAGUUCGACGCUCCUUCUAUGAUGUUUCCAUAUUUUACUCCAUCAUACCCAGUUAGAAAGUUCAGGGUGAGGUUUGCGGUAGACAAGUAUCUUCGCGCUUCUACGCAAUCUUCACCGACAGGUGAGAAACCAAAGUUUCUGUGACCGGCAUCGGGCAGUUGAAAACCUGACUCAUCGAAAAACUUAACAGAGGAAGGAUCUUUGUCUUUUAAAUAGUCAAUGUACAACUGAGUGUACACUAUAUUUUCGGGAGUAAAACGCUCGGACGCACAUUUCCCCAAUCUUUUUCGGGAAUAGUUGCGGCCACUUGGAAGUUUGUUCCUAAUAUUUCUGGAAAUUGUUGAUGUUGACAGUUCUCCGCAGUCACCGUGAAUGGCCAAAUAAUCGCGCAGUUCUUUAAGAGAGGACGAACCUCUUGCUUGCACCAUGGUCUCCAACAGAAUAGAGUCUUGGACAGUACACUUAGGAACUGUUCGAACGUGAUUCAACUUUUUGGGAGCCGUGCUUCCAGUCAAGUUGUACUGCUUAACGAUUUUUGAAACUGCACCCUUGCUGAUGCGUAAUCUUCUCCAAACUUCUGAAAAACAAUAAUCCUGCGCAAGUUCUUUUACUAGAUUCCGCAAAUCGCUUGAAAGUGGGAAACCUUUUUGAUAAUUUCUUCCUUUCUUGUUGACUGAAAACAUCUUCCCUUUGAGCAGUGCCCAAAAGGAUAACUUCACAUUUGGGCGGGAAAACUUCAAAGUUUGACACCUAAAACUCAGACGUUUGACGUCACGUGAAAACAUGUUUUACGCGCGUGCGUUCACGGGUAGAUACAAUCGACGGUACGUCCAUUUAAGUUUAUAUACUUUGAGAAUUGUUGCUUGAGCGUCGUCUUUUGACUGCCUUGUAGCAUUAUUAACUCAUUUAAGCCAGUGAGUAAUUAUUAAAUCAGGAAUCUAUCAGUUUAUUUUUUUCUUGUGCAAAUUACGGCUUUUUUCCAAACCUCGGUGGGACCGACAAAUUUCAAAAAGAAAGUGAAGUCGAAAGGAAUUCUGGCAAUUGUGGUCAAAUGAAAAUAUGGUAGUCAAAAUGGCCUAAAGAUUUUCUGUAAAUACCUCUGUGGCUAAAUAUAUGUGAAACUCUCCCAAGAAGAUCACGUGAUGUUGCUUUAGGGACUUUUUGUUUCAUUUUCGUCUUUCUUACGUGCGUUUUAAAGAGUAGCUUAAUAAAAGACGGGGGCAAAUUCCCGUGAGGACAUCAUCAGCCACAGUGGUAAAACAAAUGUACAAGCUAAAAUAGUAUAUUAAAUGAAAGGCAAUCUUCCUUAAUUACACAUAUAAAAGGCUGUUCUUAUCCUGUAAUGUUUUUGUCCUUCAUUAUCUCUUUAAGGUGUAAUUACGUCCAAAUCAUCCAUACCCGAUGAAAUACCUAACUUUGUUGGCCGCGAGGAAGAAUGUAAAGGAAUAGAACAUCAUUUGACAGAUUCAGUUACUCGACUGGUUAAUGUAUGGGGUCCACCUGGAUUUGGAAAAACAUCAGUGGCUAUCAGGAUGGCGCAUCACCUACGACAGAAGAAUAUUCCAGUUUACUUUGCUUCCCUUCGUGGAAUGGAAAGUAAGGACGAUUUGGUGUCAAAGCUGCUGAGUAUGUUCGUAGACGCUAAACAGGUCGGCCAUAUUUCAUCGUCUCACUUAAUUAUUCAAUGUUUACAACAAGUUCAAAACCCUUUUGUCUUAAUAUUAGACAAUGCAGAUGACUUACUUGAAUCUGGGGAUACCAAACGAAAAGAACACGUGGUUCGCUUUAUUGAGGAGAUCCUCAAUCAUUGCAAACAAAUAAAGCUUCUGCUAACUACUCGCGAAAGUCUGGAUUACUUCAGCCACAAGCUUUCCAUCUAUCUUGAGAAAAUUAAUGUAUUGGAUGGAAUUUCGUCUGCAAAUCUAGUAAGGCAACUGCUACCAGAUGCAUCGGAAUGUGACUGCAGUUGCAUUGUUAAGGAAUGUGAGAAAGUUCCUAUGUCCAUGCGGCUAAUGUGCAGCAUCAUUAAACAAGCAAAUAUCUCCGUAAAUGCGCUUUUACAAGAACUAAACGUUUCAACUCUGGUUGAAGUUUUGGACAGUGAAUACUUUCCUGAUGAUGCUCGACUGAAAUCUGUGAUAAACACAUCAUUUAAAAGGCUCAUGGAUCGCGAAAGAGAUGCAUUUGUUUCGCUUUCUGUUUUUCCUGAAUGGUUUGGAAUAGAGGAAGCUCAAGCCAUAUUGAAUGUAGAAACAGAAAUUAAGACCAGACAAAUAAUUCGAUCAUUGGAGCGAAAGUCCCUAAUAGACUGUGGAGAAAAUUUCAGCCAUUUUACCGUACAUUCACUAUUACGAUCCUUUAUCGAGGAAGAAGUAAAAAAUGACCAAGCAGUUGAAGCUAUAUAUCUGAAUGCACAGCUUCAGUUUUACGACUAUUACAUUUCUAGUUGUAAAGUUGCCAAUGAAGACUUUGAGAAAGGACGAUUAGGCGACGCAUUCAGAAGUUUCCUUCAUCGGCGGGGCUGUAUCAUUUCAUCGCUUGCAAAUGGUCCUCGAAAAGACAGGAUCUACUCCAGGGCUGUAGAGCUGUUGUCUCAAGCAAAGUCAUUUCUUCAAGUUGCACUGCAUGGUGAUCAGUUAUUUGAGAACCUUUAUGACACGGCGAUUGUAGAGGCAAAGAGAAGGGGAAACUUGGGCGACGAACAAAUGUUGCACUCUGCCAAAGAAUGUUCACCCUCACGACUCCGCAGAGAGACAGUGAAAAGCUUUUUCUGGCUUAGUAGAGUGCAGCGUGAAGCGGGAGACGAGAAAGGAGCAAUAGAGUCUGUAAAGGUAGGCAAAGAACUUUUGGAAAAUUCCGAGCAAGGCGUUGAUGUUAUGCGGGAUGAAAAUGCGAAUGUGCUUGAAAGUAACACAGCACCUAGCUAUUACAACGUACUAACGUCGGGCUCUAUGACAAUGAACCACCAAGGAGCUUUAAAGUCGUUACAAAGAGCAGCUGGUACGAGAUCAAAUCUACCUCGUGAUUACGCAGACACAAUACGCAAUUACCACGAACUUGGUACAGGGCAGCGUGACACGGAAGACCAACAAGGAGCUUUGGAGACUUUGCAAAGAGCAGCAACCUUGAGAUCAAAACUGCUUGGUGAUGACGAAGAGACGGCACGCAUUUACCACGAGCUUAGUAUAGUACAGCGUCAAGAGGGAGACCUGAAAGCAGCAUUAGAGUCUGUACAGGUGGGCUUACGACUGAGAGAGGAACUUUUAGGAGAUCAUCCCGAUACAGCCGACAGCUUUCAUGAGAAAGGCGUCAUUUCAUAUCUUAUGGGUGACAGUAAGUCAGCAGUUGAGACAUUCCAGAAGGCGGCAGACAUGAAUUUUAAUUUGCGAGGAGAUCACAUAAGCACAGCGCAUAGCUACUACAACCUUGGUAUAGCGCAGUUAAAGAUUCAGGACCGUGAAGGAGCUUUACAGUCUCUGCAAAGUGCAGCAGACGUGAGAUCACACCUGCUUGGUGAUCACGAGGACACGGCACUCAGCUACAUUGUGCUUGGCAAACUGCAACGGGAAGUGGGGGAUUUGAAAGGAGCAAUGGAGUCUGUACAGAUGUCCUUACGAAUGAGCAAGAACCUUUUAGGAGAUCAUCCCAAUACAGCGUUCGGCUUUAAUGAGCAAGGCGUUAUCUAUCAUGUUAUGGGGAAGUGUAAAUCAGCCGCUGAAGCAUUCCAGAGGGCAGUAGAUCUAAAUACAAAUUUGCUUGGGGAACACAUUAACACGGCACAUAGCUACCACAACCUUGGUAUGGCGCAGUCUAAGAUGAGGGAUCAUCAAAAAGCCUUUACGUCUCUACAACGAGCAGCACAUAUGAGAUCAAAUCUGCUUGGUGAUCAUGAAGACACGGCACGCAGCUACUUCGAGCUUGGCGUUGUGCAGCGUAACCUAGGAGACCUACAGGGAGCUCUGGAGUCCGUACAGGUGGCCUUACGAUUGAGGAAGGAAAUUUUGGGAGAUCAUAUGGAUACAGCCGACGCUUUUUAUGAACAAGGCGUUAUUCAUUCUGCAAUAGGUGAUAAUAAUUCAGCUGUCAGGGCAUUCCAGAAAGCAGUAGAUAUUAAUUUCAAUUUGCAGAUAGAUCAUAUAAGCACGGCACAUAGCUACCACGGCCUACGUUCUACUCAGAACAGGAAAGAUGGCCAAGAAAGAACUUUAGACUCUUUACAAAGGGCAGCACACAUGAUAUCCGAUCUGCUUGGUGAUCACGAAGACACAGCACGUAGCUACCACAGCCUCGGUUUAGUGCAACGUUGCGUGGGAAACCUCAAAGGAGCAUUAGACUCUUUGCAAAGAGCAGCUCAAAUAAGAUCAAAUUUGCUUCGUGAUCACGAAGACGUCGCAUGUAGUUACCACUGGCUUGGUCUAGUGCAGGGUGACAUGGAGAACCUCGAAGGAGCAUUGUGCUCUCUACAAAGAGCAGCACACAUGAGAUCAAAUCUGCAUGGUGAUCAUGAAGACACAGCACGCAGCUACUUUGAGCUUUGCAGAGUGCAGUGUAAAGCGGGAGACCUGAAAGGAGCCUUGGAGUCUGUAAAGCUGAGCUUACGAAUGAGGAAGGACCUUUUAGGAGAUCAUAUUGAUACGGCUGACACCUUUCAUGAGCAAGGCGUUAUCCAUCUUACUAUCGGAGAUAAUAAGUCAGCUGAAGAUGCAUUCCAGAAAGCAGCAGAUAUGAAUUUAAUUUUGGUUAGAGAUCCCUUAUGCACGGCACAGUGCUACCAUAACCUUGGUAUUGCGCAGAAUAAGAUGGAAAACCGCGAAGGAGCUCUGACCUCUUUACAAGUAGCAGCAGACACGACAUCAAAUUUGCUCGGGGAUCACGAAGACACAGCUCGUAGCUACCACAUGCUUGGUAUAGUGCAGCGUCACAUGGGAAACCUGAAAGGAGCAUUAGAAUCUUUACAGAGAGCAGCACUCAUGAGAUCAGAUCUUCUUGGUGAUCACGAAGACACGGCACGUAGCUACUUCGAGCUUGGUGAAGUACAAUGUGAGGCGGAAGAUCUGAAAGGAGCUUUAGAGUCUGUACAGCUGAGCUUAAGAUUAAGAAAGGAACUUUUAGGAGGUCAUACUGAUACAGCCGACAGCUUUCAUAAGCUAGGCGUUAUCCAUCUUGCUAUGGGAGAUAAUAAGUCAGCUGUUGAGGCACUCCAGAAAGCAGCAGAUUUGAAUUUAGAUUUUCUAGGAGAACACACAAACACGGCUCAGAGCUACCACGACCUUGGAGUUGCGCAGAAUGAGAUUAGGGACCGCAAAAGAGCUUUAGACUCUUUACAAAAAGCAACACAAAUGAGAUCAAACCUGCUACGUGAUCACGAAGACACUGCACGUAGCUACCACGUGCUUGGUGUAGUGCAGCGUGACGUAGGAGACCUUAAAGGAGCAUUAGAAUCUUUACAAAGAGCAACACAGAUGAAAUCAAAACUGCUUGGUGAUCAUGAUGACGAAGACAUGGCACGCAGCUACCACGUAAUCGGUCUAACGCAGCGUGACUUGGGAGACCUUAAAGGAGCUUUGGAUUCUUUACAAAGAGCAACAUUGAUAAAAUCAAAUCUGCUUGGUGAUGACGGAGACACUGCACGCAGCUACCACAUGCUUGGUUUAGUGCAGUAUGGCAUGGGAGACCUGAAGGGAGCCUUGAAUUCUUUACAAAGAGCAGCGGCCAUGAAAUCAAAUCUGCUUGGCGACAAUGAAGACAUGACGUCUAGCAAAAGCAUAAGUUUAGUGCAGCUGGACAUGGAAGAUCUUAAGGAAGCUUUGGAGUCGUUGGAAAAAUCAACGGAAACGACUUUUGACUUGCUUGGUUACAACGAGUACAUGGCAGCUGCCUACCUCUCUUUUGGCGUAAAGCGGCGUGAAAUGGGAGAUCUCAAAGGGACUUUGAAGUCUUUGAAAAUAGCACAGAACAUGUCAUUAAAUUUGCUUUGUGAUCACGAGAUCACGGCACGCAGCUACUACGAGCUUGGUACAAUGCAACGUGAAAUGGGAGACCUCAAAGGAGCUUUGGGUUCUCUAGAAAGAGCAGCAAACGUGAGGUCAAAGCUGCUUGGUGAUCACGAAGACACGGCUCGCAGCUACCACGAGCUUGGUAGAGUGCAGCAUGAAAUGGGGAACCUAAAGGGAGCUCUAUAUUCUUUACAAAUAGCACAAAAAAUGACAUCAAAUUUGCUUGGUGAUCACGAAAAUACGGUACGCACCUACUGCGACCUAAGUAGAGUGCGACGUGAAAUGGGAGACCUUAAAGAGUCUUUGGAUUCCUUAGAAAAAGCAGCAAACAUGAGGUCAAAACUGCUCGGAGAUCACGAAGACACGGCACGCAACUACCACGAGCUUGGUGUAAUGCAGCACGAAAUGGGGGACCUGAAAGGAGCUUCGCAAUCGUUAGAAAAAGCAGCAAACAUGAGAUCAAGAAUGCUAGGCGAUCAU
Messenger RNA from Porites evermanni, 20605 nucleotides. The record is from the annotation of a GenBank genome assembly. Lineage: Eukaryota; Metazoa; Cnidaria; Anthozoa; Scleractinia; Poritidae.